UUCCACCACCACUUUGUAUUGUAUACUCUCCAGUUUCCAACAAAACUCAAAAUUCGUAACAACAAUAAAAAAACUAACCGGCACCUCCCUAUGCUAUAAAUUAGUAAUUACCCAACCUUCUUCCACCCACACCCAUCUCAAAUUCAACAACCUACCUAACAAAUUCCAAUAUCCUACUAUCACAUUCUCAACUUAUUCAUUUUUCUGUAGCUUUUUCUUGCAUCCUAUUACUACUUCUCUCAAAUUCGUUCAUCCUUUGCCUGCUAACAUGACUAUUACGGUCGUGCCUACGCUCAAGGACGACUGCCUUAUGAUCAGAGGCAACGUGAUUCUUACACGUGUCCCCGAAAACAUCGUCGUUUCUCCUAUUUCAACGGCCUCCGCUUUUUUAAGUGCAAGUGCAACUUCUCCUAUUUCAAGUUCCCGUCACGUUUUCACUCUCGGCACUCUCCGGGGAUAUAGAUUGUUAUGUUUAUUUAGAGUGAAAAUAUGGUGGAUGAUACCACGUGUUGGGACAUCUGCAAGUGAUGUUCCAAUGGAAACUCAAUUGCUGCUACUGGAAGCAAGAGAAGAGUCUGCUCUCAAGGAAGAUUUUUCUUCUGAUACUGAAGAGACAGAAGAAGUGAACACUUCCUACAUUCUCUUCUUGCCUGUAUUAGAUGGAGCAUUUCGCUCAACUUUGCAAGGAACUGCAUUAAACGAGCUCCAAUUAUGCGUUGAAAGUGGAGAUGCCUACGUUCAAACUUCUCAAUCACUCGAGGCAGUAUUUGUAAAUUCCGGGGACAAUCCAUUUGACCUAAUAAGGGAUUCUAUCAAGAUAUUGGAGAAACAUAGCGGAACGUUCUGUCAUCUUGAAAACAAGGAGAUUCCUGUACAUCUUGAUUGGUUUGGAUGGUGUACUUGGGAUGCCUUUUACACUCAAGUAAAUCCAAAAGGAAUUAAAGAGGGAAUUCAAAGUCUCUCCAGUGGAGGUUUUACACCAAAGUUUAUCAUAAUUGAUGAUGGAUGGCAAGAGACUCUCAAUGAGUUUCACAAAGAAGGUGAAUCAAUAAUCGAAGGAACCCAGUUUGCUACAAGACUGAUAGACAUCAACGAAAAUGUUAAGUUCAGAAGUGCAGGCUCCAACAAUUCUUGCAUCAAUCUCCACGAUUUCGUUCACUCUAUCAAACAGAAUUUGAGUGUGAAAUACGUUUACAUGUGGCAUGCUUUAGCUGGUUAUUGGGGAGGAGUACUUGCAUCUUCUGAUGCGAUGAAGAAAUAUAAUCCAAAGCUUGUAUAUCCAAUUCAGUCACCUAGUAUCACAGGGAACCUUAGAGAUAUAGCCAUGGAUAGCUUGGAAAAAUAUGGAGUUGGAAUCAUAGACCCAUCAAAGUUAUAUGACUUUUACAAUGACUAUCACAGUUAUCUUGCUAGCUGCGGCGUCGAUGGAGUCAAAGUAGAUGUCCAAAAUUUGAUAGAAACUUUGGGUUCUGGGUACGGUGGACGUGUUUCAUUGACCAAACGGUAUCAAGAAGCAUUAGAGACAUCAGUAGCUAGGAACUUCAAGGAUAAUAACCUCAUUUGCUGCAUGGCUCAUAACUCUGAUUCAAUUUACAGUUCAAAGAAGAGUGCAGUAGCAAGAGCAUCUGAGGAUUUCAUGCCAAGGGAACCAACAUUUCAAACCUUGCACAUUGCGUCGGUAUCUUUUAACAGUCUUCUUCUAGGAGAGAUAUUUGUGACAGACUGGGACAUGUUCCAAAGCAAGCACGAGACAGCUGAGUUCCAUGCUGCAGCAAGAGCAAUCGGUGGUUGUGCAGUAUAUGUCAGUGAUAAGCCUAGGAGUCAUGAUUUUAAAAUCCUAAGGAAGCUAGUACUACCUAAUGGAUCAGUCUUGCGGGCAAGAUAUGCUGGCCGUCCUACUCGAGAUUGUUUAUUUCAAGAUCCUGUAAUGGAUGGUAAAAGUCUGCUGAAAAUUUGGAACUUGAAUAAGCUUGCCGGGGUGAUAGGUGUCUUUAAUUGCCAAGGAUCAGGAAGCUGGCCAAUGAAACCAUUGGAAGCCACACCGACACACUUAACCAUUUCUGGAAAAAUUAGACCAAUUGAUGUUGAAUUUCUUGAAGAGGUUGCAGGUGAAAAUUGGAAUGGAGACUGCAUAUUAUAUGCCUUCAAUGCAGGCUUGCUUUCCAAGCUACCAAGUAGAGGAAAACUAGAAGUGUCCUUGGAGACUCUUCAAUGUGAAGUAUAUACAGUAUCUCCAAUUAGGGUAUUUGGUCAUGAUGUGCAAUUUGCACCAAUUGGAUUGCUUGAUAUGUACAAUUCAGGAGGAGCUGUAGAAGAACUGUCCUGCACAAUGAAUGUUGCAAAUUGCAUAAUAAAAAUCAGAGGCAGAGGAUAUGGCUGUUUUGGAGCCUACUCCAAUGUUAGACCGCAGUGUUGCUUGGUGGACAAGAAGGAGGAGGAGUUUUCCUACAACUCUGAAGAUGGAUUAUUGACAAUUAAACUUGAUGGUGACGGAAAUUUGAGGGACAUAGAAUUUGUAUUUUGAAGUAGCUGUGUUAACGCUAAAGUGAAAGUCUAUUCUUGCUCAGUGUUCUUUUUAGAUUACCUAACUCAUAUAGUAAGCAUAUAAAGGAAAAGAAUUUGCAACAUUCUUUGUACCAAAAA
Trifolium pratense (red clover) is the source of this 2643-nucleotide messenger RNA. Its product is annotated as probable galactinol--sucrose galactosyltransferase 2. The transcript is spliced from 13 exons. The record is from RefSeq and is a predicted model, not a curated record. Bases 269 to 2524 code for a protein of 751 amino acids. NCBI's taxonomy places the organism in Eukaryota, Viridiplantae, Streptophyta, Magnoliopsida, Fabales, Fabaceae.